CUUAUGCCUGCCCCUUGCGCCCUUGCUUUACUCUGUUCAUCUCUCUAUUCUGCUUCCGGAUUUCUCUACAUUCCAGCCCUGUUCAUCUUCUUCUCUUGUCUUGCCAAACCUUUCUCGUCCGCACUGUUUCAUCAAGAAAUCAUGCUUCUUAAAACUACCGCUGCCUCUUCUCUCUCUCUCUCCAAUGCUAAUGGCGACCAUCUAGGCUCUCUGUUUUCGCGGUUUAACUCGUCUGCUUCUCUGUCCUCCAUUCUCCCCUUCUCUCCUGGGAAAAAUGCAAGUGGUUUGGUGCUUUGUGCCUCUAAAAGUGGGAACAAUCGACCCCUUACCGGAGUUGUCUUUGAACCCUUUGAAGAGGUUAAAAAGGAGCUCAGUCUUGUUCCCGACGUCCCUCAAGUUUCUCUUGCUCGACGGAAUUUUUUGGACGAGUGUGAGGCUGCUAUCAACGAGCAAAUCAAUGUGGAGUACAACGUCUCCUACGUUUACCAUGCAAUGUUUGCUUAUUUUGAUAGGGAUAAUGUCGCUCUCAAGGGUCUUGCCAAGUUUUUCAGGGAAUCAAGUGAAGAAGAAAGAGGUCAUGCUGAGAAAUUGAUGGAAUACCAGAAUAAAAGGGGUGGGAGAGUAAAGCUGCAGUCUAUUGUGAUGCCACUUUCUGAGUUUGAUCAUGAGGAAAAGGGAGAUGGCCUUUAUGCUAUGGAGCUUGCUCUAUCAUUAGAGAAGUUAACUAAUGAGAAGCUCCUAAACUUGCACAGAGUUGCCACAAAAAACAAUGAUGUGCAGUUGGCAGAUUUCGUUGAAAGCGAGUUUUUGGGUGAACAGGUUGAGGCCGUUAAAAGAAUGUCCGAGUAUGUCGCUCAGCUCAGAAGAGUGGGCAAGGGGCACGGUGUUUGGCACUUUGAUCAGACGCUGCUCCACGAGGAAGCUGCUCGUGGAGUUGCUGCUUAAAGAUUUUUUUUCCCCCAAUUUUGCUCUCGUCCUCUGGCCAAUUCUCUCUAGAUUCUUUGUAUGGAGUAGAGUAGUCUAUGUACUUGCAGUGUUUUGGCUGGGGGGUAUUGAACUGAAAGCUGCAAAAUUGGACGUUGAAUAAUUUUGUCACUUUUAUUGUCAAAUAAGAUUAUGUCUGGUUGUUGUCUGGUCUUUUUAAUUGAACCAUUCCUAGUGAAUGCAAUUAGACACUUUUAAUGAAA
Messenger RNA from Prosopis cineraria, 1187 nucleotides. Its product is annotated as ferritin-3, chloroplastic-like. NCBI's taxonomy places the organism in Eukaryota, Viridiplantae, Streptophyta, Magnoliopsida, Fabales, Fabaceae. Gene Ontology annotation, cellular component: cytoplasm. The transcript is spliced from 8 exons. The record is from RefSeq and is a predicted model, not a curated record. Gene Ontology annotation, molecular function: ferrous iron binding; ferric iron binding. Gene Ontology annotation, biological process: iron ion transport; intracellular iron ion homeostasis. The coding region runs from base 4 to 945 and encodes 313 amino acids.